CCGUUGGAAUGAAGUUGAGGAAGAUUAUCCAGUGGCGUGCCACUGAGCGAGUAUAUUUGGAAGAUGUCAGAAAGGAAUGGGAAUGGAGCCAUUGGCAACAACACUGAAGCAAGCUUCUAUGAUGGAGCUAGCUUCAUACCUCUUUCCCUUGCAAUAUCACACAAUUUCACCCUUUUGCUAUUCCUAUUCCAGAGACCUGUUCACAAGAAGUAAUCAAUUUCGAUUUCAAGCCAAGAUCAGUAAUAGUACAAGGGAUAAGAACCUUAUUUUCUCCAUGUCAAAGAAGCAGCAGCAGCAGCAGCUUUGGAUUAGCGAACCAGAAUUCGAUGACGACUAUUACUUAGAAGAGGAGGAGGAGGAAGAAGAAGAAGAAGAAGAGUCGAAUAUUUUGUCACUGAGUGAAAAGCCAGAGAGGAACAUGGUGCUGCUCGACGACUACGAGAUGGAAGAACUUGACUACGCUUCUGACCCUAAUCAUCGAAGCGGAUAUGUGGCUGUACUUGGCAAGCCAAAUGUUGGAAAGAGUACGCUUUCGAACCAAAUGAUAGGCCAGAAGUUGUCAAUUGUUACGGAUAAACCUCAGACUACCAGGCAUCGGAUUCUUGGUAUAUGUUCUGGUCCUCAGUACCAGAUGAUACUUUAUGAUACACCUGGUGUUAUUCAGAAGCAAAUGCAUAAGUUGGACUCUAUGAUGAUGAAGAAUGUCCGUAGUGCUGCCAUCAAUGCGGACUGUGUACUAGUGAUUGUUGAUGCAUGUAAAGCGCCUGAAAGGAUCGAUGGAGUGUGGGAAGAAGGUGUGGGAAGCCUUAAAGAUAAGCCGCCUACAUUGCUAGUAUUGAAUAAGAAAGACUUGAUCAAACCUGGUGAAAUUGCGAAGAAACUUGAGUGGUAUGAGAAAUGUACAGAUGUUGAUGAGGUCAUUCCUGUGAGUGCAAAAUAUGGACAUGGAAUGGAAGACGUCAAGGAUUGGAUACUGUCAAAACUUCCAACUGGGCCAGCUUAUUAUCCAAAGGACAUUGUCAGUGAACAUCCAGAGAGAUUUUUUGUAGCUGAAAUUGUAAGAGAAAAAAUCUUUAUGCAAUUUCGCAAUGAAGUUCCUUAUGCAUGUCAGGUCAAUGUGGUGAAUUACAAAAGUAGGUCCACAGCAAAAGAUUUUAUACAAGUAGAGAUAGUUGUUGAGAAGAACUCUCAGAAGAUCAUCAUCAUCGGAAAAGAAGGAAGGGCUCUGAAAUUACUUGCAACAGCUGCGCGGCUUGACAUUGAAGAUUUCUUGCAAAAGAAAGUUUAUCUCGAGAUAGAAGUGAAAGUUAAAGAGAAUUGGCGGCAAGAUGAACGGCUUUUAAACUACUAUGGCUAUGGAGGGAAAAUUCGAGCAUUAUAAUCAUGGAAGCGUUCCGUCAGUGAUCUCGGUACUUGGUAGCUAGAGCCCCUAGAAGCAUGGGGCUAAAUCACUUCCGCCUCUGGUAACGCCACUACACCAGCCGUAUCUUCUGGGGUUGAUCGGUGAUGUGGCUUUAAAUGUUCUUGUUGUGAAACUUGGGCCACGUGAUUGGACCUCAGUGGGUUGCACACCUCUAAAUUUGAGGCCCAUUUUGGAGCUGAUCUUCAAAGUGCCAGCGAAGGGCUGCUUAGCUAUGCUCUAUGUCAAGUUGGAAUAAGAACACAUCUAUGUCCAAAGCUCCAUUUUGCUACUGAACCUAAAAUUCUUUCCAAGUUAUAAUUGUACCUUUCUAUUUGUAUUCAUUAUAUUUGCAUAGAUAAACAAAUGGAAUCAAAUGCAAAUUUCUUCCGUCUUUUAUUGUGAAAA
Hevea brasiliensis (rubber tree) is the source of this 1807-nucleotide messenger RNA. RefSeq names its product GTPase ERA-like, chloroplastic. NCBI's taxonomy places the organism in Eukaryota, Viridiplantae, Streptophyta, Magnoliopsida, Malpighiales, Euphorbiaceae. The coding region runs from base 77 to 1381 and encodes 434 amino acids. Gene Ontology annotation, biological process: ribosomal small subunit assembly. The transcript is spliced from 10 exons. Gene Ontology annotation, molecular function: rRNA binding; ribosomal small subunit binding; GTP binding. The record is from RefSeq and is a predicted model, not a curated record.